CUUUUUCGGGGGGUGGGUGGGGGAGGGAGGUUAACGUUUGCAGUUCCCUAAGGGAAAGAUCCCACCAGCCAACCCAGCUCCGCCACUACUGCAUCCAUCCAUUCAUUUUUAUGGUCACUAACAGCCUAUCCCGGUAGUGGAAGGUGCAGAGAAGUGGGAGGCAGGGAGAGAGAUAGAGAGAGAGAGAUCCGGACAGCGAGAAUGGCCGAGAGAAAGAGGAACUGGAAUAAAGAAGAUGACCUGCCUGUGUAUCUAGCUAGGCCGGGCACGACAGCCCAGACACCGCGACAGAAAUACGGGGGAAUGUUCGCCUCCGUGGAGGGGGCCUAUGAGAACAAAACCAUCGACUUCGACGCCUACAGCGUGGGGAAGAAGGGGUCCCGGACCCCGCGGAGCGGCAGCCGGCACGACAUGCUGGACGGAGGGGACAACUACAGCGAGACCGCCAGCGACAUCAGCGAGAUCUCCGGCUCCGUCAUCAGCUCCCCGGGAGACCGGGACGACAAGACCCCGGGCGUGGAGAUCAAAUACCCCAUGGGGAAGGAGCUGCUGCAGGGCCAGGACAAUGGACAGAGUGACCGACUGCUCAUUAAAGGUGGAAGAAUUAUCAAUGAUGACCAUUCCUUCUAUGCAGACCUCUACCUUGAAGAUGGACUAAUAAAGCAAAUAGGAGAGAAUCUGAUUGUCCCUGGAGGAGUCAAGACCAUAGAGGCUAAUGGGCGCAUGGUUAUUCCUGGGGGAAUAGAUGUCAACACUUACCUACAAAAGCCCUACCAGGGGAUGACUGCUGUUGAUGACUUCUAUCAAGGCACAAAAGCAGCGCUAGCAGGGGGCACCACCAUGAUCAUUGAUCAUGUGCUUCCAGAACCUGGAUCAAGUUUACUGACCUCCUUUGAGAAGUGGCAUGAGGCAGCUGAUACCAAAUCCUGUUGUGAUUAUGCUCUCCAUGUGGACAUCACCAGCUGGUAUGAUGGGAUCCGAGAAGAGCUGGAAGUGCUUGUGCAAGACAAAGGUGUGAACUCUUUUCAAGUCUACAUGGCCUACAAAGAUCUCUACCAAAUGUCCGACAGCCAGCUUUAUGAAGCCUUUACCUUUCUAAAGAGUCUUGGGGCUGUUAUCCUGGUCCAUGCUGAAAAUGGAGACUUGAUAGCUCAGGAACAAAAGCGUAUUCUGGAGAUGGGAAUCACUGGACCUGAGGGACAUGCCCUGAGCAGGCCAGAGGAGCUUGAAGCAGAAGCAGUUUUCCGUGCCAUCACGAUUGCCAGUCGAAUAAACUGCCCAGUGUACAUCACCAAGGUGAUGAGUAAGAGUGCAGCUGAUAUCAUUGCACUGGCCAGGAAGAGAGGUCCCCUUGUUUUUGGAGAACCGAUCACUGCCAGCUUGGGGACAGAUGGGACACAUUACUGGAGCAAAAACUGGGCCAAGGCUGCAGCUUUUGUGACCUCACCACCUCUGAGCCCUGACCCUACCACUCCAGACCACUUAAAUUCGCUCUUAGCAUGUGGGGACCUGCAGGUGACGGGAAGUGGACAUUGCCCCUAUAGCACUGCCCAGAAAGCCAUUGGAAAGGACAACUUCACUAUGAUUCCUGAAGGGGUCAAUGGAAUUGAGGAAAGGAUGACUGUUGUCUGGGACAAGGCUGUAGCCACAGGCAAGAUGGACGAGAGCCAGUUUGUAGCUGUCACCAGCACCAAUGCUGCCAAAAUCUUUAACCUGUAUCCAAGAAAAGGCCGGAUUGCUGUAGGAUCUGAUGCUGAUGUUGUUAUUUGGGACCCUGAUAAGGUGAAGACUAUAACAGCCAAAAGCCAUAAAUCGGCCAUUGAGUACAACAUCUUUGAAGGAAUGGAGUGCCAUGGUGCCCCACUCGUGGUCAUAAGCCAAGGGAAGAUUGUGUUUGAAGAUGGAAAUCUGCACGUAAAUAAGGGAAUGGGCCGCUUCAUCCCUCGCAAACCUUUCCCUGAAUAUCUUUACCAGCGCAUCAAAAUCAGGAAUAAGGUGGGAGGACUGCAAGGAGUCUCCAGAGGAAUGUACGAUGGACCUGUCUAUGAAAUCCCAGCUACGCCAAAAUACGCCACUCCUGCACCAUCAACUAAAUCCUCCCCUGCCAAAAACCAGCCCCCACCAAUCAGAAACCUCCAUCAAUCCAAUUUCAGCUUAUCAGGAGCUCAGAUUGAUGACAACAACCCACGUCGUACUGGCCACCGCAUCGUGGCACCUCCUGGUGGGCGCUCUAAUAUUACCAGUCUUGGCUGAAAAAUGAUGAUGGACAGAAACACAAGGAUGAAGGAUCAUGGGAAUAAUGUCCAUUCCCUUCAAUAGCUGUGUUAUCGAGCCCACAGUUUUAUUUGGUACUAACGGAAAUAAAAACUGAAAUGUCUUUCUUUUUUUUUUUUUUUCUUUUUUUUUUCUUUUUUAAUUUUUUUUUUUGUAUAGAAAGAGGUGAUAAUAGUGUGGUGUGUUUGCUUGGAACUACUUGCCUCACAAUUGUGCUUUCAUGCCAUAGUCACCUUAAAGCAUGGUGCUUCCAUUGCCCCUUUAGUGACUACAGGUUUUAGCUUUGUCUCGUAACUGAAUGAUGGUUCCUUUGCACCCUUUUGCUGUAUUAGAGUAGUUAAUGCAUGUUACUGAGUUAUUUAUGCAAGUGGCAUUCUGUGAGUGAGUCCCUUUAGAACACAUUGCCAACGAUUGACUAGACACAAUGCCAAGAUUAAUGUCUGUAUUUGAGAAACACCACCAAAAACACUAAUGAAGGAAGAAAAUGGCCAUCUGGAAAGUAAGCAGUAGAGUAGUAUAGGCAGCUUCUGUUUAAUCUUUAAUUUAUUAUAAACCCAAGAAGCACUUCUCUCAAGACACAGAAACUCAUUGGGACACGUAAUGACAAAUGGUCUCUGUAGCACCUGUCUGCUCCCACUCAGUACAUUCCAAGUCUGUGUCCUUCUUGUUUCCAUUUUAGACAGAGCCAUAAUUCUUACAUACCAAUGCCAUUGCCACCCCUGCAGGGAUUUCUCCACCUGGGCAGUAGUGCUCUCCUUCUGCAUGAGAUUUUUGGUACUUACAGAUAAUCCAAGUUGCUGUCGGAUUUUUAAAGUUUUUUGUACAAAUUUUUUCCUUUGUAAUCACAUGCAUUUUUACUUACUCUACCGUAUCAAGAUCUACUAGUCGUGGUUCAAUUUCUGAAUUCAAAGCUCGUGAAAUAAAGGAAAUUAAUUGA
Messenger RNA from Catharus ustulatus (Swainson's thrush), 3211 nucleotides. It is a transcript of the gene CRMP1, whose product is annotated as collapsin response mediator protein 1. Gene Ontology annotation, molecular function: hydrolase activity, acting on carbon-nitrogen (but not peptide) bonds, in cyclic amides. Lineage: Eukaryota; Metazoa; Chordata; Aves; Passeriformes; Turdidae. The transcript has 14 exons. The record is from RefSeq and is a predicted model, not a curated record. Bases 202 to 2253 code for a protein of 683 amino acids. Gene Ontology annotation, cellular component: cytosol; cytoplasm.